AAACCCUCCUCAAAACCCCAACUUGGCUCUCUCUGAUCUCUCUGUUUUAUCGAGAACUCUUCCAUCUCUCUCUUGCUCGCUUCGAUGGGGACGUCGGUGCAGGUGACUCCGCUUUGCGGGGUGUACAGCGAGAGCCCGCUUUGCUAUCUUCUCUCCAUCGAUGGCUUCAACUUCCUCAUGGACUGCGGCUGGAACGAUCUAUUUGAUGAAAAUCUCCUCAAACCCCUCGCCAGGGUAGCACCAAAAAUUGAUGCUGUUUUGCUGUCACAUCCAGAUAUUCUUCAUCUUGGUGCUCUGCCAUAUGCCAUGAAACACUUUAAACUCUCUGCUCCAGUUUAUUCGACAGAGCCUGUAUAUAGACUUGGUCUUUUGACCAUGUAUGAUCAUUACCUUUCUCGAAGACAAGUUUCAGAUUUUAACUUGUUCACUCUGGAUGAUAUUGAUACUGCAUUCCAAAAUGUUACUAGACUGACAUACUCCCAGAAUUAUCAUUUUCCUGAUAAAGGAGAAGGAAUUGUUAUUGCUCCUCAUGUGGCGGGACAUCUUCUGGGGGGCACCAUGUGGAAGAUAACAAAAGAUGGAGAGGAUGUAGUCUAUGGUGUUGACUUCAACCAUCGUAAAGAACGGCACUUGAACGGGACUGUGUUAGAAUCUUUUGUGCGACCUGCUGUUCUGAUAACAGAUGCUUAUAAUGCCUUGAACAAUCAGCUUUACAAACGUCAAAGAGACCAAGAAUUUAUCGAGGCAAUACUCAAGGCUCUGAGGGCAGAUGGAAAUGUGUUGCUUCCUGUUGAUACAGCUGGGAGGGUGCUGGAACUUAUUUUGAUACUAGAACAGUAUUGGGCACAGCAGCAUUUGACUUUUCCUAUCUUCUUUCUGACAAAUGUGUCUACAAGCACAAUCGAUUACGUGAAGAGCUUCCUUGAAUGGAUGAGUGACUCGAUAGCAAAAUCCUUUGAACAUACACGUGACAAUGCCUUUGCAUUAAAGCAUGUCACACUUAUAAUCAACAAGAAUGAGCUUGAGAAAUUAGCUGAAGUCCCAAAGGUUGUUCUAGCAUCCAUGGCCAGUCUGGAGGUGGGGUUCUCUCAUGAUAUAUUUGUGGAAUGGGCAACCGAAGCAAAGAAUCUAGUACUUUUUACGGAAAAAGGCCAGUUUGGGACACUAGCUCGCAUGCUUCAAGUGGAUCCACCCCCAAAAGCUGUAAAAGUUACUAUGAGUAAGCGUGUUCCACUAGGUGGUGAAGAGUUAAAAGCCUAUGAAGAAGAACAAAGUCGAAUUAAAAAGGAAGAAGCUCUAAAAGCUAAUCUCAUCAAAGAGGAGGAAUUAAGGACAUCUCCAGGAGCAGAUGCUAAUGUGGCUGUCCCCAUGGUGAUUGAUGCAAAUUCAUCUCAUGUUUCAUCUAAUGUGGCUAGCUCACGCUUUGGUGAGCAUCUGGACAUCGUCAUUGAUGGAUUUAUUCCUCCAGCCACAAGUGUUUCUCCAAUGUUUCCCUUCUUUGAAAACACAGCUGAAUGGGAUGAUUAUGGUGAGAUCAUCAAUCCCGAUGACUACAUUAUUAAGGAAGAAGACAUGGAUCAGGCAUCUAUGCAAUGCAUUGGGGGUGAACUAGAUGGUAAACUUGAUGAAGGCUCGGCCCACUUGCUCCUUGAUUCAACACCUUCAAAAGUUGUCUCAAAUGAAAUGACUGUUCAAGUCAAGUGUGGGUUAACUUAUAUGGACUUUGAGGGCCGGUCUGAUGGACGCUCAGUCAAAUCAAUCCUGGCACAUGUGGCUCCUUUGAAGCUUGUUCUAGUGCACGGAUCAGCAGAAGCUACCGAGCAUUUGAAACAACACUGUGCAAAACAUGUUUGCCCCCAUGUAUAUGCUCCACAGAUCGACGAAACAAUUGAUGUCACUUCUGAUUUGUGUGCUUACAAGGUGCAGCUUUCUGAAAGGUUAAUGAGUAAUGUGAUCUUUAAAAAGAUGGGUGACUACGAGAUAGCAUGGAUUGAUGCGGAAGUAGGAAAGACCAACGACAUGCUUACCCUGGGUCCUCUUUCAUCAACUCCUCCAACUCACAAAACCGUUCUGGUGGGAGAUUUGAAAUUGGCAGAUUUCAAGCAGUUUCUUGCAAGCAAAGGUGUCCAGGUAGAAUUUGCUGGGGGUGCCUUGCGUUGUGGUGAGUAUGUCACAGUUCGCAAGAUCAGUGACUCCAACCAGAAGGGCGUUACUGGUACCCAGCAAGUGGUCAUUGAAGGCCCUCUGACAGAAGAAUAUUACAAGAUUCGAGAGCAUUUGUAUUCACAAUUUUACCUGCUAUAGCCUGAUGUGAAAUUCCGUGUAUUAAACAUCUAUAUGAAAAAUGAAAUGUCUGCAGGCUCAUUGUAAUCUUUCCACCCCUGGUGAGAUAAGUGAUAUAAGGUCAACCAUAUGGUGCCGUGCAUUCGGUUACUGCUAUCGAUCCAAGCUACAAAGGUGUUGCCAGUGGUGGUCUCUGGGUGAGCUUACCUCCAUCUGCAAACUCAACCAGAGCUUCAUAUCACCUGUUCUUCAGCCUCUGUUGUCACAUUGACAUCAAUUAAUGGUUGGCUUUAUGUUUCGUUUUCUAAUUUUUUUUCUUUUCAAAAUACCACUUGGGAAAUAUCAGAUGUUAUAAAUGCACUACAGCAGUGUUGUAAUCCUGAAGGGAGGCUGUUUAUUGUCAGAAAAAUUUGUAUUUCUUGAAAUAUAUUGUAGCCGCUAGUUUGCUGCAAUUUUCAGAGACCAUCUGCUGCUUCCUUCCCUUCUUUUUA
Molecule: messenger RNA, 2774 nt
Organism: Phoenix dactylifera (date palm)
Lineage: Eukaryota; Viridiplantae; Streptophyta; Magnoliopsida; Arecales; Arecaceae
Gene: CPSF100
Product: cleavage and polyadenylation specificity factor 100
Biological process (GO): mRNA 3'-end processing by stem-loop binding and cleavage
Cellular component (GO): mRNA cleavage and polyadenylation specificity factor complex
Molecular function (GO): RNA binding
Source: RefSeq, a predicted model, not a curated record